UCCAACUAGAAGGCGGGCGCCAUUGUUGUGCGUUAUUGAUUGUUUGUGCCUAUCGUGCUUGGAUUUCGCUGCUCUGCAAAAUCAUCUCAUUAUCCUGUACAAAAUAUUAUUUAUGCAUUGUUGUAGUGCACGCUGACAUACUGAAUACGCGAGAUGACCACGUUUCAAGAAACGCAGGAGUCGAGCGCAUCGUUGAACGGCAAUAUGAAACAAGAUGGCGAAUCACAUGUGGACGAUGAACCUCCGGCGCCCGGCACCGAAGAGCCGCCCAGCAAGAAAGUCAGAAUUGAGCCUGUACCUGAUCGAACGAAUGGGAUUACUUAUUUCAACGACGUAAUGCAAACAGGAGAAGUUGCCCCAGGCCCUGGCGCAAGAAGUAACACAAUCGCUGGAAUCCUCGGCGGUAUUCUUCCGAAGUUGUCAAUGGAACAAACUGAAGCCGUAGCCAAAGCGAAGAAGUACGCGAUGGAGCAGAGCAUCAAAAUGGUCCUGAUGAAGCAGACACUCGCCCACCAACAACAGCAAAUGGCUAGUCAGCGGACGCAGGUCCAGCGACAACAGGCUCUCGCCCUCAUGUGCAGGGUGUACGUCGGCAGCAUCAGUUUCGAACUGAAGGAGGACACCAUUCGGCAAUCAUUUCUGCCGUUCGGACCAAUCAAGUCCAUCAACAUGUCGUGGGAUCCGGUCACACAGAAGCACAAGGGUUUCGCAUUCGUCGAGUAUGAGAUACCGGAGGCGGCGCAGCUAGCGCUCGAGCAAAUGAAUGGCGUGAUGAUUGGCGGGCGCAAUAUUAAAGUCGUUGGCCGACCGAGCAACAUGCCGCAGGCACAGACCGUCAUUGAUGAAAUCCAGGAGGAGGCCAAGAAUUACAAUAGGAUUUACGUCGCCAGUAUUCAUCCAGAUCUCACUGAGGACGAUAUUAAAUGUGUAUUUGAAGCGUUUGGUCCAAUAAUCUACUGUAAGUUAGCUCAGGGUAGUUCUGCACACAAACACAAAGGUUACGGCUUCAUUGAAUACGAAACAACGCAAGCAGCUAACGACGCCAUCUCUAGUAUGAAUCUUUUCGAUCUGGGAGGACAGUAUCUUCGUGUAGGACGCGCAAUCACACCACCUAACGCGUUAAUGGGCCCUUCUACCGGUUCGAGUAUAAUGCCCACCGCGGCGGCGGUUGCUGCCGCAGCUGCAACUGCAAAGAUACAAGCAAUGGAUGCUGUCGCCAGUAAUGCCGUUGCUCUUGGUUUAUCAAAGUUACCUAAUGCGCACGCACAUCCCCCGGUCGCCGCAGUGCCACAAACUCUGCCUGGAUAUAUCGCCCCGCCAGGUUUAGCAAUCCCGCAGCUUACUCAACCGGUGGCGGCACUGCAACCGCCUACUGUUGUACAACCUGUUGUAAUCCCGCCGCCGGCAAUCGUCACCCCAAUGCUUGCAACAGCACCAGCCGCGCAAACUGAAGCGAAAAAACGCGCGCAAGAGGCGCAGGCUAAACAACAGGAAGAAUUGCAAAAGAAACUGCUUGAGCAGAAUGAACCGCAAACUCUACAACAACAAGAGAAUAUGUCGAUUAAAGGUCAAAACGCGCGACAUCUUGUCAUGCAGAAAUUAAUGCGGAAGGUGGACUCACGCGUUGUUAUAUUGCGUAAUAUGGUAGGUCCGGAAGACGUGGAUGAGACACUGCAAGAAGAGAUUCAAGAGGAGUGCAGUAAGUUUGGUUCAGUCGAGCGCGUUAUCAUCUAUAACGAGAAGCAGGACGAGGAAGAUGAUGACAAUGUUAUUGUUAAGAUAUUUGUUGAGUUUGCCGAAACCUUAGAAGCGGAACGAACGAGGGAAGCCCUCAACGGACGGUACUUCGGUGGACGGAUGGUGCGCGCUGCUUUGUACGACCAAACGCUCUUUGAACACAGCGACUUUUCUGGUUGAGAGUACAACGCAUGACACAUAAGAAUUAAUGUACAUAAUUAAUUAAAUCGAUGAUUAAGUGUAAAUUGGUUUUCUGAUGGUGAGAUGACUGCUGGAGGAGCCAUGCGCCUUUUAUUUUAUUAACUUGUUUUCAGUUCGUUGGUAUAUAAUUGUGUAAAUGAUGACGCUUUAUAAUUGUUUUGAAUAGUAUUAAAUGUGUCUACAGUAAAUACUCGUAAAUAAGUAAAA
Messenger RNA from Dalotia coriaria, 2145 nucleotides. Its product is annotated as poly(U)-binding-splicing factor half pint-like. Lineage: Eukaryota; Metazoa; Arthropoda; Insecta; Coleoptera; Staphylinidae. The record is from RefSeq and is a predicted model, not a curated record. Gene Ontology annotation, molecular function: RNA binding. Gene Ontology annotation, cellular component: precatalytic spliceosome; catalytic step 2 spliceosome. The coding region runs from base 154 to 1917 and encodes 587 amino acids. The transcript is spliced from 8 exons. Gene Ontology annotation, biological process: regulation of alternative mRNA splicing, via spliceosome; alternative mRNA splicing, via spliceosome; mRNA splice site recognition.